UCUUCACACUCCUGUUCAGGUCCUAGCGUCUCGGGAUGGCCUCGCAGAACCGCAACCCAGCUGCCGCCAGCGUCGCCGCUAUUCGCAAGGGAGCCGAGCCCAGCGGGGGCGCCGCCCGGGGCCCUGUGGGCAAGAGGCUACAACAGGAGCUGAUGACCCUCAUGAUGUCUGGUGACAAAGGGAUUUCCGCCUUCCCUGAAUCAGACAACCUGUUCAAAUGGGUAGGGACCAUCCACGGAGCAGCCGGCACAGUAUAUGAAGACCUGAGGUAUAAGCUCUCACUGGAGUUCCCCAGCGGCUACCCGUACAAUGCACCCACAGUCAAGUUCCUCACGCCCUGCUACCACCCCAAUGUAGACACCCAGGGUAACAUCUGCCUGGACAUCCUCAAGGACAAGUGGUCCGCACUCUAUGACGUCAGAACCAUCUUGCUCUCUAUCCAGAGCCUGCUAGGAGAACCCAACAUCGAUAGCCCUUUGAACACACAUGCUGCUGAGCUCUGGAAAAACCCCACAGCAUUUAAGAAGUACCUGCAAGAAACGUAUUCAAAGCAGGUCUCCAGUCAAGAGCCCUGACGCAAGAUGUCCAGCUUCUCUCAUGUGUCGUCUUUUUCCUUAAGUGGUCUGUCCUUUCCUUGAUUUCUAAGCUGUGCUGUUAUUUUUGUUUUAUUCAUUUUUUUUGUUUUUUGUUUUUUUUUAAAUUAAGUCUG
Peromyscus maniculatus bairdii (prairie deer mouse) is the source of this 709-nucleotide messenger RNA. RefSeq names its product ubiquitin-conjugating enzyme E2 C. Lineage: Eukaryota; Metazoa; Chordata; Mammalia; Rodentia; Cricetidae. The record is from RefSeq and is a predicted model, not a curated record.